GCAGCUGCAGCCAAGGUUGAGUGGGAGGAGGCUGCGGCCGCCUUCGCUUUGGUUCCACCCACUCAGCCCUGCUCGCUCCUCGCAUCCCUUCGGAGCUCGGGAAGUAGCAGGAGGAGGGAAGAAAGCAGCAGCCUGCCCUCCGCGCGGAAGCAAAGCCGGGCGCUCCGCUUGCAAGGGCCCUUAAAGGCUGCCUGUAUCCUCCUCCCUUGCAGCGCUCGCCGCUUGGCAAGCCGAGAUGGCCGUUCCCCUGACCGACAGCGAGAAGAGGAAGCAGAUAAGCGUGCGGGGCAUCGCCGGGCUGGGGGAUGUGGCCGAGAUUCGGAAGAGCUUCAACCGGCAUCUUCAUUUCACGCUCGUCAAAGACAGGAACGUGGCCACCCCGCGGGAUUAUUAUUUCGCUUUGGCACACACUGUCAGAGAUCAUUUGGUGGGACGUUGGAUCCGGACGCAGCAGUAUUAUUAUGAGAAGGACCCCAAGCGUAUUUAUUACCUGUCUUUGGAAUUCUACAUGGGCCGAACACUUCAAAACACCAUGGUGAAUCUGGGCUUGCAGAAUGCCUGUGACGAAGCAAUUUAUCAGCUUGGACUGGACCUGGAAGAGCUGGAAGAGAUUGAGGAAGAUGCUGGCCUUGGCAAUGGAGGUCUGGGGCGUCUAGCAGCUUGCUUUCUGGAUUCUAUGGCAACACUAGGACUUGCAGCCUAUGGCUAUGGUAUCCGCUAUGAAUUUGGAAUUUUUAAUCAGAAGAUUGUUGAUGGCUGGCAGGUGGAAGAAGCUGAUGAUUGGCUACGUUAUGGCAAUCCUUGGGAAAAAGCCCGCCCAGAGUACAUGCUCCCUGUGCACUUCUAUGGCCGAGUGGAUCACACUCCGGAUGGCAUUAAAUGGGUUGAUACUCAGGUAGUGCUUGCCAUGCCUUACGACACUCCUGUUCCAGGAUACAAGAACAAUACAGUCAACACUAUGAGGCUGUGGUCUGCCAAAGCUCCCAAUGACUUCAACCUUGAAGAAUUUAAUGUUGGUGAUUAUAUCCAGGCAGUGUUGGACAGAAACUUGGCAGAAAACAUCUCCAGAGUACUGUAUCCAAACGAUAAUUUCUUUGAAGGGAAAGAGCUGCGUUUGAAACAGGAGUACUUUGUGGUAGCGGCCACUCUCCAGGAUAUCAUACGGCGAUUCAAGUCUUCCAAAUUUGGUUGUCGGGACCCCGUCAGAACCUGUUUUGAAACUUUCCCUGACAAGGUUGCCAUUCAGCUAAAUGACACCCAUCCUGCCCUUGCUAUUCCUGAGCUCAUGAGAAUUCUCAUUGAUGUUGAAAAAAUGGAGUGGGAUAAGGCCUGGGAAAUAACAAGAAGAACCUGUGCGUAUACCAACCAUACGGUGCUGCCUGAAGCUCUGGAACGCUGGCCUGUCUCUAUGUUUGAAAAACUCCUGCCAAGGCACCUGGAGAUUAUUUAUGCGAUCAACCAAAAACAUCUGGAUCAUGUGGCAGCCCUUUACCCAGGAGAUAUCGACCGUCUCCGAAGGAUGUCUGUGAUUGAGGAGGGCGACUGCAAGAGGAUCAACAUGGCUCAUCUCUGUGUUAUCGGUGCUCAUGCAGUCAACGGUGUGGCCAGGAUCCACUCAGAAAUUGUAAAGAAUUCUGUUUUCAAGGAUUUCUAUGAGUUGGAGCCAGAGAAGUUUCAGAACAAGACUAAUGGCAUUACUCCUAGGCGUUGGCUUCUGCUGUGCAACCCAGGACUCUCUGAUGUCAUUGUGGAGAGAAUUGGAGAAGAUUUCAUAACUGAUUUGAGUCUGUUGAAGAAGCUGUUGGAUUUUGUUGAUGAUGAGGCCUUUAUCAGGGAUGUAGCCAAAGUUAAACAGGAGAACAAGCUGAAGUUCUCUGCUUAUUUGGAAGAACAGUACAAGGUGAAGAUCAACCCUUCCUCUUUGUUUGACGUACAUGUCAAGAGGAUUCAUGAGUACAAGAGGCAGCUCCUCAAUUGCCUACAUAUCAUCACUCUCUAUAACCGUAUUAGAAAAGACCCCAAAAAGUCCUAUGUGCCAAGAACUGUUAUGAUUGGAGGAAAGGCUGCUCCUGGCUACCACAUGGCAAAAAUGAUUAUUAAACUGAUCACAUCCAUUGGGGAUGUUAUCAAUAAUGAUCCUUACAUAGGAGACAGACUGAAAGUCAUCUUCUUGGAGAACUACAGAGUGUCUCUUGCUGAGAAAGUGAUUCCAGCUGCAGACCUGUCUGAACAGAUCUCUACAGCUGGGACUGAGGCUUCAGGAACAGGAAAUAUGAAAUUCAUGCUGAAUGGAGCCCUCACAAUUGGGACCAUGGAUGGUGCCAAUGUGGAGAUGGCAGAGGAAGCUGGAGAAAAUAACCUCUUCAUUUUUGGCAUGCGGGUGGAGGAUGUGGAAGCAAUGGAUAAGAAAGGGUACAAUGCUAAGGAAUACUAUGAUAGGGUCCCAGAGCUCAGACAAGCUAUUGAUCAAAUUAAUAACGGCUUCUUCUCGCCAAAUGAUCCAGGUUGCUUCCGAGAUGUUGUCAACAUGCUGAAGUACCAUGACAGGUUUAAGGUGUUUGCUGAUUAUGAAGCCUAUAUCAAAUGUCAAGGGCAAGUGGACCAGUUGUUCAUGAAUCCCAGAGAGUGGACUAAAAAGGUGAUAAAGAACAUUGCAUGCUCUGGCAAGUUUUCCAGCGACAGGACAAUCACGGAGUAUGCCAGAGAAAUCUGGGGAGUGGAGCCUUCUGCUGUGAAGAUCCCCUCUCCUAACAUUCCCAGGGAGUAAUCGGCUGCAGAGGUGCACAUGAAACACCCUGGUCAGCUUGCCCCUGAGGCACUCCUGCUUCCCAACAAAUUUUCCACAGAUGAAUUCAACGUGCAUUUUACCACCCGUCAGUAGUCUCAUAUUUAUAAAAGACAUGGUGGUUACUUGAAAUGGAGAUGACUGGUGCUGUGGCUGAGAAUGGUAAUCAUGAUAGCAGAAUAAAUGGGGUGUGUGUGUGAAAUUGAUCAAAGUCCAGCUGACGAUUGGGAUGGAUGGAAGCAAGAUCUAAAGCAGUGAGCUCAAGAAAGGCAAAUCAGAUGGAGUCAUUCUCUCUGUUAAUGCUCAUAUUUAACCAAUGCAGUUUAUUUGCAUGUACUGUGUGUCAAGAUGGUACCUGAAUUUUCAGACUCUUAUGUUCGUAGCAAGUCAUCCUGCUUAGUAACUAAAUGGGAUCCUAGGUCUAUUUGGAAAGUUGGCUUGUGAGCAAGAACCUGGCUCUGGUGGGUUGAAUGAAUCAUUUUCUCUGAAUAAACAGGUGCUGCCCUUUAGAGAGAGGCGAAACAAGGGCUAGUUGGAGCCCUUCUAUGGCCCUGAGAAGUGUGUUUUGCCAGUUCCUUGUCAUAAAGAGAUUUCUGCCCUGUCUGUUGUAAACCUGUGAUGACCACAAGUUGUUGUCAAUAACCAUUGCCAUUUCACUAAGCAAUUUGCAUGCAUUGUAAUGAAUUAUUUAUCAAGAACAUUGAAAUAAAUUACUAAAUAUAUGGAAA
Heteronotia binoei (common prickly gecko) is the source of this 3513-nucleotide messenger RNA. RefSeq names its product glycogen phosphorylase, brain form. The record is from RefSeq and is a predicted model, not a curated record. Gene Ontology annotation, biological process: glycogen catabolic process. Bases 236 to 2767 code for a protein of 843 amino acids. Lineage: Eukaryota; Metazoa; Chordata; Lepidosauria; Squamata; Gekkonidae. The transcript is spliced from 20 exons. Gene Ontology annotation, molecular function: glycogen phosphorylase activity; pyridoxal phosphate binding. Gene Ontology annotation, cellular component: cytoplasm.